Leptonychotes weddellii (Weddell seal) is the source of this 3842-nucleotide messenger RNA. The record is from RefSeq and is a predicted model, not a curated record. Lineage: Eukaryota; Metazoa; Chordata; Mammalia; Carnivora; Phocidae.
CCGCGCGCCAGCGCUCGGGGAACUGUAGGGGGCGAUAGGCGCUGCCGGCGCGUGAUCCUGGGGCCUCUCCGCCGCGCGCGACCAAGGCACUGAUAUUUGAACCGGAAGCUUCACAAAGUUGAAAAGAAUCUUCAGAACGGCUUUGAACCCAGACAAGCUAGGAAUCUCUUCUGAACACCACCUUCCGCAUGCAUCUCCCCGACUGGGCUUUCCUGGCCAGGAGCUUUUUGAAGAAGUCGUUCUGCAGAGAGCCAGAAUGCUGAUGCUCAUGGAACCAGCUUAGUGGAUUUGACUUUUCUGGUAGAAUUCUCUUGCUUUAUUAUAUACUCUCUCCCAGAGUUCUAAGACGUGUGGAGGUAUUCAGGGCACCAAAGAGCCUGCAGGGAAGGAAGGAAGCACUUUCAUGCUGAAUGAAAACCAAGCAGGUGACAGCUGUGGCUGAAAACAUUUAAACCUUUCACGCCUGGAUUUCCUGGAUCCGGGACACAAAGGAAUAGUCGCUGCUGGGGUGCAAGAAGCGAUCCCAGACAAGAAAACCCAAAUAAAUAGAAUGAGGGCAACAGGCAAGUAAAUGGCCACCAUUACCCCAACAGAGCCGACAUCAGCCUCCUGGUGGAAUUAUUUUUUCCUUUAUGAUGGUUCAAAGGUAAAGGAAGAAGGAGAUCCAACCAGAGCUGGUAUUUGUUACUUCUACCCUCCUCAGACCCUGCUCGAACAGCAGGAGUUGCUCUGUAGCCAGAUUGCGGGCGUCGUGCGCUGUAUCUCGGACAUCUCCGCCUCUGCUCCUACCCUCGUCCGUCUGCGGAAGCUGAAGUUCGCCAUAAAGGUGGAUGGAGAGUACCUUUGGGUCCUGGGCUGUGCUGUGGAGCUCCCUGACAUUAGCUGCAAGCAGUUUCUGGAUCAGCUCAUUGGAGUCUUUAAUUUUUACAAUGGGCCUGUUUCUCUGGCUUACAAGGACCGCUCUCAGGAAGACCUGUGCGCUGAAUGGGACACCUUCAUUGAACAGAUUCUGAAGAACACCAGUGAUCUGCACAAGAUAUUCAGUUCCCUCUGGAACCUGGACCGGACUCAAGUGGAACCCCUGUUGUUGCUGAAGGCAGCCCUCAUUCUGCAGGCCUGCCAGCGUUCACCUCGCAUUCUAGCCGGCUGCAUCCUCUAUAAGGGACUGAUUGUUAGCACCCAGCUCCCACCCUCCCUCACGGCCAAGGUCCUGAUUCGCCCAGCUGCAUCUCGGCACCAGAGAAGACCUGCAGGAGGGGGUGGCCCGCAGGAACGGGUGCCACUAGAUUUUCUUCCCCCCAAAAGUCACUUUUCUCCACAACGAGGAGUAAAGCUGCCCGUGAGGGCUCCUUGCUUGCUGGGCACGGAAACGGUAGCUAUGGGAGCGGUGCUCCCCCCGAAUGUCCGGAUCAUGCCUGUGUUCCUGACCAAAGAGGAGGCCACCAGUCUCCACGAGUUCCCAAGGGAGCAGGCAACGAGCCCUGCUACAGUGCCGGCUGGACUCCAGGAGUGCUCAGCCCAGCAGCACCCACAGCCUCGGAGCACCGCUGCCCCGACAGACAGUGCCACUGGCCACGUGGAGCCCACGGCCUGGAUGCUGGCAGCCACUCCCAAGUCUGCAUGUCCUGACGUAGCAUGGCCAGAUGGCAAGGCGGAGAACGGGCUCUUGGCUGGCCGUGAUCUGGAGAACGUCAGGCCUGCAAAACUGCACAGCCCUGCCAGGGACGAGGGUCCCGGUCUUGGCUACUCCCUGGUGAAGGAACUUCGUCUGCCCUUGGCGGGGGAGGAGCCAGACUUGUCUGCCAUCCACAUUCCAAAAGCUCAGGAAACGGCAACAGCCUCAGGUUAUUUUGCCCUCCCGAAUAUGGGCGCCCCAGAUGGUGGUGGUCCUGCCUUUGAGGAAUUUGUCAGGGACUCUGGUGACCGGGAACCCGAGCCACCUGACACCCCGCCCGUGGUCGUGGCCAUGGCCAUCAGCAGCCUCCUCUCUCCGUCCACUCCUGAGAUGCUCAGUCAGAACGGAGCCCUGGAACAGCACGACGGCCUCCCAGAGGACAGCAGCCUAGCCCCCUUUCCCAGGGAAGACCACCUCCCCAGAAGGACAAGCAGGCCUCAGUCACGGCCUUGCUCAGACUUGAGGCAGAGAGGAACCACACUGCCCGUGGGGGACCAGGGCGUGGAGCAGCGUGUUGGGGUGCACGACAGCUGCUCAGCACCUGGCAGCUCAGACUUGGCAGAGUCUCAGGACGACUACGGUCCCUCCGCACACGGAAGUGCCCCAAGGUCAACCCCAGCAUCCUGUGUGGGCCUCGUGCCAAUGAACCUCUACACCCACAGUGUUAACGGGCUGGUGUUGUCCCUGCUGGCCGAGGAGCCGCUGCUGGGUGACGAUGCUGCCAUCGAGGAGGUGUACCACAGUAGCCUGGCGUCCCUGAACGGGCUGGAGGUCCACCUGAAGGAGACGCUGCCCAAAGACGUGGCUGCCUCCCCCAGCAGGACGUACAGCUUCACGCAUUAUGACCGCAUCCAGAACGUGCUGACCGCAAACCUACCACAGGUGGCCACCCCCCAGGACCGCCGCUUCCUACGGGCCGUCAGCCUCAUGCACUCGGACUUUGCCCAGCUGCCUGCACUGUACGAGAUGACUGUCAGGAACGCCUCCACUGCGGUGUACGCCUGUUGCAGCCCCGCCCAGGAGACCUACUUCCAGCAGCUGGCCGCGGCUGCGCGGAGCUCCGGCUUCCCCAGCCCGCAGGACGGCGCCUUCAGCCUCCCGGGCAAAGCCAAGCAGAAGCUGCUGAAGCACGGCGUGAACCUGCUGUGAGCCGGGCCGCGGCGCGAGGCUCACCACCCCCCCACCCCGGGAGGGCACUAGCAGCUUGACUACCAGCAAAGGGAGCUCUGCCUUCUGCAACAGAAGAGGUCCCUGUGUUCUCUCUUUCUUGGCCUAGUCCCCCUGUCAGGAACCGUGACGGUAUGUGUUUGUGAACUCCUUUUGUAGCCUGCGGUUGGAGCGGGUAGUUCUUCAGGUCAGCAGGCCCAGAGCUAUGCAGUAAAGGACUUUAUUCCACUGGCCACGUCGUACCGAAGACGGGCAGGGCCAGGUUGUGGGCCUGUCGCUCUGCGUCUGACGCCCCCAGCGUUUCUCGCUGCCCUUCCCUUCGGGGCCUUAACUAGUGCCUCGAGCGUUCAGGUGGGUGUUUGCUUCCAUCCACAGGGGGAUGGGGUCACCCGCAGGUGGACCGGUGCUCCCACACCUCCAGUGGGGGUGCCUCAGAGCGGUCCUCCCGGGAGGUCUGGACACUCUGCAGGGAGGCAGGCAGCGAUGCCAAAACCACCUCGUUUGCAUUCUUCUGGAACUAUAUUCAGAACCAGGAGCCUGUUCUUUGGAACACCCAUGGCGGGGGGUGGGGGGGGCAGAUCUUGGUAAUGUGGAAGGGAGCCUGGGGCUUUGAGGUAACUCUGAGCCCCAGGGUGCCGAGUGGGCUGUGCACCUGGCCCCUCUUGAGUGAGUGUCCUCAACGAGGAGUUUCCCCAGUGUCCGGGGCAAAAGCAAAGCUGUGCUUCCCAGCGGCGGCUGUGUGAAAGGGCGCAGCGUGCUUGUAUGCCCCUGCCCGUGCCAGAGGCAGCCGGGGGAUGGUAGUGUGCUGCGGACCACAGUACGAAAUACUCACCAGAGGCGUAACUGUUUACCGGGAGUACCUGAGACCCCAUUUGAAAACUGCAAUGUUAAUAAUUUCCUAACGGUGAACCAGUGUCUCAUGUUGAUGACAAUGUCUUUUCUGUGAAACAAGUUGCCAAGGGCUAAAAAUAAAACAGCCAAAAAUGCUGUUGAGUUGUGA